Dunckerocampus dactyliophorus (ringed pipefish) is the source of this 6497-nucleotide messenger RNA. Its product is annotated as ras-related protein Rab-26. The transcript has 5 exons. Lineage: Eukaryota; Metazoa; Chordata; Actinopteri; Syngnathiformes; Syngnathidae. Gene Ontology annotation, biological process: protein secretion; regulation of exocytosis. Gene Ontology annotation, cellular component: endosome; Golgi apparatus. Gene Ontology annotation, molecular function: GTPase activity; GTP binding. The record is from RefSeq and is a predicted model, not a curated record. Bases 3429 to 4073 code for a protein of 214 amino acids.
CUUUCAAGAUGAAAUGUCUGUUCUUGGUCUCUGAUUUUAUCAAAGAAAUUUCCCCCCAAAAAUGUGACUUCAUUGUGCAUUUUUGGCUGGUGAGACUGAUACUCCGGAGGAACUUGUAGUCCGGAAAAUACGGUAUUUGUUAUUAUUUUGUUCGCAGAUUUUAAAUGUUAUAUUCCAGUAUUUAAGUGUAUACACUACUUUUCUGACAUCCCAUACUUAGUAAAAGCUAUCAUGUAUGCAUCAUUAUGUACAAAUUGAACAAUUUCCACAAACUAUGCAUCGUUUGGCAGAGACAUGAUGUGGAAACAAAGUACAAAUUGGACUUCUUUUCCUCUUUGUAGUCAAACUUUCAUGUUGCUGUACCCCACAUCCAUUAUAGGUGCAUUACUGUCCCCUUAAUUAACCCAGAACUGAGUUAAAUGGAGCGACAUGAUCAAGGCUUAGGACCAUCUGGGAGACCUGAUGCGCUUAAUGCACAUCUGGACUUGACUAAGCGUGAAGUUGUUUGGGUAUUGAGUUCAUGACUGCCAUCAUUAAAAUUACAUGCAGAGCUGAAUCAAUGCACAGAUUAUAAUACAUUAUUAGUAUUAUUAUGAUGACAAUAAGUGGUGCUGUAUGUCCUUGCAUCUAAAUUACAUUUUUUUUUAACCCAAAAAUAUAAGAACACCACCACUGGCUAGCAUAUGUUACCAAUGGUGGUUUGAAAGAACAGAUUGUACAAAAAAUGUCUAUAGAGUUAAACCGCAUAGAAAUUGGCGGACAGAAUAACAUGAUUGGUCACUCACAGCUGCCUGGUAUUCACGUACAUGUCCAUAGCGUGUACACACACACACACACACACACACACACACACUCACACACACAAAAGCAGUCCAUGAGAGGCAAUCAACAAUUUUCAGUCAUGCUGUUGUCAUAAUAGCUGUACAUUCAAUAAAAACUAGGAGUUGUCACAAAAACUCUCACUCACGAGGACGAGAUUUUAAUGUUAAUUUAAAAAAAAAAAGUACAAUGAAAAAAUAUGACUGGACAAAUAAUGUUUAAAUUUAAGAGUCACAAAACAAUACAGGUGCGUAUUCAAAUGUUUAUUGGAAAUGGAAUUUGUGACUUUUUUUCACAGGCAAUUCGUUUUUCAAUAGGGGUGUCAGCAUAGAUAGAUAGAUUAUGCCUUUUUGCUCUAUUUUUCUUCACUUUAGCUGGGUUUUUGUUGAUUUUGUUUUUGUACUGAGCCAUGUUCCACAGAUGGCCGCUGUGCCACAAUUUGGACACCUUGCAUGAUAUGCCAGGAAGGCGAGAUGUUAUCAGGUGAUGGAGGAGUGUGGCCAAGCUUCUUGGUUCUGUCGCUGGUCAGGGUUUGGAUUGCAUUAUGGUGGGGUUUAUGCAGCUUUCAGACCUGCAUUGCAUGGUGACACAUGUGCACAUUCUGAGGUGCAGCUCGACUCCACUCGCCUGCAUGGUGGAUACUUCAAAAUUUGUUGACUGCUUGUAUUUAACUCAUUCAAUGCCAAAGGCCUAUUAAUACGUUUUUAUACACCGUCUUACAGGGUGAACGUUAUCCCAAAGUCUUACGCUUUUUUGCGCGAGAGGCAAAAAGAGGGGAUGACGCAACUGCAGCGUAAAAUAAGUCACUUCUGAAGUCGGUGGCAAAAGGUGGCAGAAGUGUAUUUUGAUAAGGGCUUUGCACAGAUAUUUUGCAUGUAAAAGCACACUCGACAGCAAGGACGAUGUGGAAGAGCAUGGAGGAGUGUAGCGUGCAGAAUGUUACGCAUUGUAGGGAAACUUUAACGCAUGCACAUGCACACCCACGCGUGCACACACGCAGUUUAGUUCCAAAUGUGAAAACUGUAAAUAGUUCAUGGUGUUAUAUUGCAAAUAAAUUGUUAUCUUGUGUUAGGUAAAACAAACAUUUUGUGUGUGUGUGUGUGUGUUUCUGUUGUGGUAUGGUUGUUUAGAUAUUUGAGCUGUCACAAAAGCAAGAAAUUUGUGUGAAAGUGAAACUUAUGCUUGAAAUGUAUCUUUUCACAAAAAUCUGUUUUCUCCCUUUUUUUGUUGGGAACUGAUAUUUUCCUGAAACUUCCCUGUGUUCUACUGCUGAUUACUAAAGAACAGAAAAAGGUAGAAACAAACUUUUUUUUCUGAUGAAAGACGAGACUCUAAUCUUUCUUUUGGUAGGUUCUAUGUUUACAGUAUAUAGAACAUAGUCUGUGUGCCUUGAAAAAUGAAAAAUCUUCAAAAUCAUCUAAAAUGGUCGGUACUGAAGGGGUUGAAUUUUGAAAAACGUCUGGGAUUGAAUGACACACCUCUUCUACAUAUGAGAUGUGCUAAUAAUACUCUCCCUUAAAGCUCGUCCAAAAACUCGGGCUUAUGAAAACUUUUGCUUGCACCUAAAGUAAAAAUAUGGAAGCUGUCGUGCUCCAGGGCUCCCCCAAGAGUCAUGGAGUAUAAAUGACAAUAAGAGGUGUCCAUGCUGUUUCGGCAACAUUAUAUACAGUACUGCAAAAGGUAUAUGUGGUCGCUAUGGCAACAGCAGACAUUUCCAGCCAGUGCUAUCAUAAAGCUGUAAAAAGAAUUCUACCUUAAAUUUUUAGAACAAGUGAAUACUUCCCGUUUUCUUUGCUUCUCAUGUUAUUGUUCUCUUCAAACUCUUAUCUUCUUCUGGAAAAAUAGUUCUUCUUUUGGAAAAAUAAAUAAAAAGUAAGACCAAUGUGCAGUUAGUGAUCAACAGAUUGAAAUAAUGAACAAUGUUGAUGAGUUGUGUAAUGUGUUUUCAAUGAGAGAUAGUGAAGUAGGGUUCUGUUAUUCAUGCUCAAAUGGACCACAUAGUUCGGUCCGUAACGCAGCCCACAGUGUCAGUACAGUGUCUUUGAUCUCCCACUGUGUGAAUCCAUUAGCAGCCAGGCCUCAGGAUGAAGGCCACAGGGUAUUUGCAGGAAAAAGAGAAUCAGCAUUCAGUGAGUUACCGCUCAAAAUCUCUCAUUCUUGUUCCUCAAUGGGAAACGAGCGGCUUUCAUACAGCAACAAUUUUCCUUGCCUCCAAGGUACUCCAAGCACAACCCUCAUUCACCCGUUCAAACAAUACCGAUUAUGUAAGUGACCAUGGAAAGAAAUUAGCCUGUGUCUAAUGUAUCUACAGCAGUGUUUUUCAACCACUGUGCCGCGGCACGCUAAUGUGCCGUGAGUGAUUGUCUGGUGUGCCGUGGGAAAUGAUCCAAUUUCACCUAAUUAUUAUCUGCAAAUAAUGUGCAGUUGUCGACUGUCUGUGCUGGCUAGUAGUGAUCGGCAGCGCAACCAUGUAAUACACUACCAUAUCAGUAGGUGGCAGCAGGCAGCUAAUUGCUUUGUACAAAAGAACUCAUGUAUGGAUGUGUCAGAUGGCGCUGACAGUGGCAUUGUGGCUAGCGAAACAGUGAUGAUGUUUUUGAAAAGGAAAGAUGCUAACUCUGAAGUGGACCGUGGAAAAAAAUUUGGACCCAGAUGAAAGCCCGAGUCUGAGUGGAGGUCAAAAGAAAGCAAAGAUGGAUAGUUCAAGCAAAAUGUCUUGCGCGAGGCAGUAUAGCGAAAGCCUUCUUUCAUUUGGAUUUACUUUCACUGGGGAUGCAAGGACACGACUAUGUUGUGCUUGGUGUGUGGUGAAAAGCUAUUCAGCAAUGCUAUGGUCCCAAGUUAGCUUAAACGCCAUCUCCAAAAGAGACCGAGCGUUGUUGAGGAAGAGCUUCGUGUGUGUCUUUCUUCGAUUCCUGCCAGGAUAUCAGCUCUGUGUUCAUCCAAACAGAGCAUGGUUGACAGAGAUCCAUGAGUACGCCCAGCAGGACGUAGUCAUCAUGCUGCUAGGCAACAAGGCAGAUUCCAGCCACGGCAGGGUAGUGAAGAGAGAGGAGGGAGAGAAGCUGGCAAAGGAGUUUGGGGUGCCAUUCAUGGAGACCAGUGCCAGGUCUGGACUGAAUGUAGAGCUGGCCUUCACUGCUGUGGCCAAAGAACUGAAACACAGGACCAUGAAGGAGCCUGAUGAGCCAAACUUUCAGUUGCAGGACUAUGUCAACAAAGAAAUGAGAACGUCUGGCUGCUGCCGGUCAUAGAUGAUGCCUUUGUGCGAGUAUAUGUGUGUAUAUGUAUGAGGAGGUAAGAGAGAGUCCCAUCAAAUAUGUAAUAAGUCUGUGCACCAGAGACUUUUUAUUGUUCCUCUAUUGUCUCUCUCAAGUUUAAUGUCCCUCUGCUACUGUGAAUGUAAUACAACUUGUACAUGCAGGCUUGUAUGCACAUGCAUGUCACUUCCACAGUUUUAUUCUCUGUGUUGGCCUCCCUCACAGCCUCAUUGAAUGUGUUCUGUGCUGUGAUGUGCACAUUUGAAACGCCAGCUUAGUUUUGUGAAAGUCUUGUUGAAAUAAAAAUGUAAAGAUAUAAUACUGACAUGAAAAGAAAACCAUUCGGUGUCAUGUCAGAGAAACUGAAAUGUAAACGGAAGAACCUUUUGUACAGAUAUUUGAAUGCAACUAAUGUAAGCUGUUUUUGUAACAACUGUGUAUUAUGUGUAUUCAUAUUAUACACUACUGGUUUUAGAACACUCCAAUUUCUCUGGAGGAAAAGCCUAUAUUUUUAAGUGUUAAGAUGGUCUGUCUCUCUUCCAUUGUAAAUUCCCUUUUUCCUUACCGUUUUUGUAGCAACAAAUGAUUUUCUCCAGUACAAUGCUGUUCAACUGAUGUUCACCUGGGUAUAGCGCCACAGUGUGUUCCCAACACAUGCAGACAGAGUAGGUCUCCACAACUUGGAACACCUGUAGGAAUUAGUUGCACCAACUGCCAAGGCUUGAUUGUCCUCCAUUUCUGCAGAACAGCUUAAAAUUGCUGAUCCAUUUUGUGGUCCCUGAAACAGGCCUUUUUUGAAUAAUUCUGAAAGAUACAUUAUUUUUUAGUUAUGGGUAACCUUACCUUUUUUUUUAACCUCUGGCACUUAUAAGUGGUGAAGUAAAUAGCUUGAAAUGAAUUGCUUGAAAUGGUACAAAGGUGUACCAUUUCAAGCUUGAAUUUCAAUAAAUAACUAAGACUUGAAUUUCAAUAAAUAACUGGAAAAAUUGGGGUGUUCUAAAACAUUUUUCCGGUAGUGUAUUGAUUAAAUGGAUUUAUCUUUAAAACAAAAACAUGUACAGUUAGUAACUCAUCUAUCUGUUGUUAACUUGUAUUACACGUAUUGUAACUGAAUGGAAAUGCUAUUUACAUAAAAAAAAAACACUAAAAGAACAUGAAGUGUUUUUCAGAAGAAAAACGCCGCCAUCUUCUGUCAGUUUAUUGUCAUUACACUGCAAUCAUCCGCUGAAUAGACAUUAAUUUAACGAUGUAUUCAUUCUAGAAGUGUCAAAAAACAUUUCUGGACUUUUAUUUGAUAUUUUAUAAGUAAUUUACUGCAUUGGCUACCAGGAAAGAGAAGCAAAGGCAACAAUGGCAAUUUAGCUCAUUUUAAGAUGGCUUUGAUGCUAGCUACGAAGCUUUUUUUGCCAACUGGUCUGAUGUGGUUUUGUUUGAAGUUUGUUUAUGGUAAUACUUUUAACUUUUAAAGUUGAACUUUGAUUUAUUUCUAUUUAUUUGUUUAUUUCUGUUACUCAAUUACCGAGUAUAUGUUGUAUGGUUCAUUCACCGUUGACAUGUAUAAAUUCCAACAGCCUGUAGAAUAUCUAUCCUGUGUCUCCAUAAGAGGGCGCCUUGGCACCAUUUGUAAACGGCUUACAAUUUACUGUGCGGUGGUCUCUAAAAUUCAUAGUUUAGUCUGUUGCUAAUGUGUAAAACAAAUACAAGCAAAAUAUCAAAUUAAAACACUGUACUAAACACACAAAAGGAAUAUUGACUCGCCAUCGGUGUGAGCCUGGAGUUUGUUUUCCAUGGAGAAGAUAACUAACAGCGUGGUUGAAUGUGCGUGACAGGUGCAGCAUGUUUUUACCAUCCAUUGUUUUGGUGGUGGUCAGCGCGGAAAUCCAGUCUUGCUCAAGUAAUUGGACAAGAAGAGCAACAACGUUCCUAAUGCCAUUGUGGAAAGCAUAAAGGGGGGGAAACCUAGGAAGAUUCUAAGACCGACACGGGCCCAAUAAAUAGGUAAACCAAUUUUGCCAUCUGAUUGUGAUUUUUUUUAAAAUAUAGUCAGAAAACGAUUAAAACAAUCUCUUGUAUUUGGUAGUAACAGUUAAAUAUCCACAUUGACCAAAUGUAAGCUUCCGUAUUGACAGACCACCCCCCACAUGAAAUGGUUUGGUCCACUACCACCGUCACAGUGCUGCAUAGCUGUAGCCUGUUGCCUGUCAGUCAGCAGUUGCAGCAGAGCAGAGUGAAACUAUGCUGCUCGUGCCUUGCAAAAUAAAGUCUGGGAAUGAAAAAAGGAAAGAGAAAAAGCGUGUCGUGUGACCCGUUUUUUAGCCUUUCCAGUGUGUGUCGUGGAAAUGAACCUGUUAAUGUCCACAGUGAAAUAAGACAGCAGUGCGUUGGCACGUUGUAUUAGCCUACAUGUCAGUCCUUUUU